UUGCCCCCGUUCCUCCGAAGAGGAUGCAAUUUUCAACAAAAGAAUAGCCUUGGCUGACGGGUAUACUGAGUACAGUCGUUUACUUCCAUGUCCAUCACACAAUACAGCGCCAAGAAUUGAACACCUUGUAGUUUCUGAAGGAGGAAAUGUUCUUGAUUAUGUCUGCAAAGCUCUGCAACUCCCUUCUAUGUAUGUUGCAGAUCUAAUUCAAUUUGGUGCUAUCCACUACGCAUUGGUCUGCCCAAAACCUCCACCAAGUGCUACUCCUGAACAAGUUCAGAUCUACAGGCAAGUCACAGAUCCAUCAGUUCUGCAAAAGAGGUCUUCCCUCAAAGGAAAAACUGUGAGAGAAGCACAAAAAACACAUAGAAUUACAGAUGCAAAUGAAUUUGUUGAAGCUGGAACUUACCUUCGUGUUCAUGUGCAUCCAAAAAGAUAUCCAAGGUGCUAUGAGGUUGAUUGGAAGUCUAGAAUCAUAGCUGUAACAGAUUCCUAUGUGGUUCUUGACAAACCAGCUGCGACUUCAGUAGGAGGAUCAUCUGAUAACAUAGAAGAAACUUGUGCAACUUUUGCUUCUCGUGUUCUAGAAUUAGAUACUCCUUUGAAGACUACUCAUCAGCUAGAUAACUGCACAGAAGGCUGCCUCGUACUGGCGAAAACAAAGGAAUUCUGUUCUGUUUUCCAUGGGAUGAUUAGGGAAAAACAGGUAAAAAAGCUUUAUCUUGCACUUGCUGCUGAACCUGUACCAACUGGAAUAAUUUCUCACUACAUGCGCCCCGUAAACCUUGCUCCCAGGCUAGUUUCACAAGAAUUUAUUGAAGGCUGGCAUCUUUGUCAGCUGGAGAUCCUGGAAUGCAAGGAGGUUCCCUGGCCAAAUGCUGAUGUUGUGAAAACUUACAGAAUUGAAGACUGUAACUGGCCUUCAAAGAAGACCGCCUAUGAAUGUAAAAUCAACCUUCUCACAGGAAAAACACAUCAGGUGAGAGCUCAGUUAGGCGCUAUCGGUGCGCCGAUAGUUGGGGACUCGAUGUACAUGCCUGCCGCCUUGGCUGCACUUUCCAAUCCUCACAUUAAUCCAUUUGGGAAGUGGAGGAAGGAGUGCUUGAGAGAUGGAGAUAAAAUGGCUGCCAUGGUUGAUUGGAUUUCAUGCCAUGGUAAGGAACCCAAUUCUGCAAUUGGUCUGCAAGCUUCUCAUAUCUCAUGGAAUGAUGGCAACUGUUCUUAUGAGGCUGGAUCUCCAUGGUGGAUUGUUAGAGAAUGAAUGUAAUGAAAUAUUAGUAGUUCAUAGGUGAUUAUUAUUUGAGUUAACACUCACCUCUCUCUCAUAAAUGGUUUAUGGAGUUUUUUUUUUCUUAUAAAAUUCUUCUUUGUUCUGUAAGAUAUUGGUUUGGUGAAGUCAGCAUAUUG
Messenger RNA from Phalaenopsis equestris, 1407 nucleotides. Its product is annotated as RNA pseudouridine synthase 6, chloroplastic. Gene Ontology annotation, molecular function: RNA binding; pseudouridine synthase activity. NCBI's taxonomy places the organism in Eukaryota, Viridiplantae, Streptophyta, Magnoliopsida, Asparagales, Orchidaceae. The record is from RefSeq and is a predicted model, not a curated record. Gene Ontology annotation, biological process: pseudouridine synthesis.